AUGGGGGAAAAGUAUGAUGCCCUUAUGAAGAAUCACACUUCGACUCUUACUCCUCCUCCACUAGACUCUGUCAUUAUUGGUUCAAGAUGGGUUUAUGCUAUUAAAAAGGUACCAGAUGGUUCUAUUAAAAAAUACAAAGCCAGUUUGGUUGCUAAGGGAUGUCACCAACAACAUGGUAUAGAUUUUGAUAAAAUUUUCAGUCCAGUUAUUCAGCCUACUACUAUUAGAACUGUUCUUACUUUGGCUCUUUCGAAUGGUUGGUGCCUUAGACAAUUUUAUUUCAAUAAUGCGUUCCUUAAUGGAGACAUUACUGAAACGGUUUAUAUGACUUAG
Arachis stenosperma is the source of this 333-nucleotide messenger RNA. RefSeq lists its product as uncharacterized. The coding region runs from base 1 to 333 and encodes 110 amino acids. The transcript has a single exon. NCBI's taxonomy places the organism in Eukaryota, Viridiplantae, Streptophyta, Magnoliopsida, Fabales, Fabaceae. The record is from RefSeq and is a predicted model, not a curated record.